Mugil cephalus (flathead mullet) is the source of this 1953-nucleotide messenger RNA. RefSeq names its product pyruvate dehydrogenase (acetyl-transferring) kinase isozyme 3, mitochondrial. NCBI's taxonomy places the organism in Eukaryota, Metazoa, Chordata, Actinopteri, Mugiliformes, Mugilidae. Gene Ontology annotation, molecular function: pyruvate dehydrogenase (acetyl-transferring) kinase activity. Gene Ontology annotation, cellular component: mitochondrion. The record is from RefSeq and is a predicted model, not a curated record. The coding region runs from base 242 to 1465 and encodes 407 amino acids. Gene Ontology annotation, biological process: protein phosphorylation; regulation of glucose metabolic process. The transcript is spliced from 12 exons.
CUCGCUCUUAAUAAUGUGCAGAAAUGUCGAGCCAGGAAGCCGCAUUCAGGACCGAGCGUUUGCGUCCUGUCGUGUAAAACCCUUAUGGACAUUUAUCCGUGGCGUCGCGUCGUGUCCACCGCGGACUGCGGGAAUGUGGACGGUCCACGGCCCACGGCCACGGGGAUGAUGAGACCUUCGUGUUUUUUCUUCUUCUGACUCUCUCUUCCCCUCUUUUGGCCAUCGUCAUUAAACUUUCAAGAUGAGGAUCCUGGCGUCUCUGCUGAAAAACGCCAACCCCAAAAUCGAGUUCUACUCCAGGUUCUCGCCUUCCCCGCUGUCCAUCAAGCAGUUUCUGGAUUUUGGCCGGGACAAUGCCUGCGAGAAGACAUCCUACAUGUUCCUCCGUAAGGAGCUGCCCGUGCGUCUGGCAAACACCAUGAGAGAAGUCAACCUGCUGCCCGACAACCUGCUCAGCCAGCCCUCCGUCAGACUGGUCCAGAAGUGGUACAUGCAGAGCUUCGUCGAGCUGCUCGACUAUGAGAACAGGAAGCCGGAGGAUCCUCACGCGCUGAAUGAUUUCCUGGAGCUCCUGAUCGAGAUCCGUAACCGUCACAACGACGUGGUUCCCACCAUGGCUCAGGGGGUCAUCGAGUACAAGGAGAAGUUCGGCUUCGACCCCUUCAUCAGCAGCAACAUCCAGUAUUUCCUCGACCGCUUCUACACCAACCGCAUCUCUUUCCGCAUGCUCAUCAACCAGCACACUCUCCUGUUCGGCAACGACACCAACCCGGCUCAUCCGAAACACAUAGGAAGCAUCGAUCCCACCUGCAACGUGUCUGAAGUGGUCAGAGAUGCCUACGACACUGCCAAGAUGUUGUGCGAGAAGUACUACUUGGCUGCUCCCGAGCUCAAGAUCGAAGAGUUUAACAUGAAGGCUCCUAAGAAGCCCAUCCAGGCGGUGUAUGUGCCCUCUCAUCUGUUCCACAUGUUGUUCGAGCUCUUUAAGAAUUCAAUGAGAGCGACGGUGGAACUUCACGAGAACAGCAAAGAGGGAUUACCUCCAGUGAAGGCCAAAGUCACUCUGGGUAAAGAGGAUCUCUCCGUGAAGAUCAGCGACAGAGGAGGAGGAGUUCCUCUGCGGAAGAUUGACCGUCUGUUUAACUACAUGUACUCCACCGCGCCGACGCCGAGCCUGGAGCCGGGAGCCGUGCCUCUGGCUGGUUUUGGCUACGGUUUACCCAUUUCCAGACUCUAUGCUCGAUACUUCCAGGGAGAUCUGAAACUCUACUCCAUGGAGGGAGUGGGAACGGAUGCUGUCAUCUAUCUGAAGGCCCUGUCCAGCGAGUCCUUCGAGCGCCUGCCCGUCUUCAACAAGUCGGCGUGGCGGCAUUACAAGACGAGCCCCGAGGCGGACGACUGGAGCAACCCCAGCAAAGAGCCACGCGAUGCCACUUCACCUGAUGUGAAAGGAAAGAAGAAUUGAGAAAGUGUGGGAUUCCCCGCUGUAGGAUUCCAUCACUGCCAAAGCCUCUCAUAACCUGCCGGUCUCACUACUCGGUGACAGACCCGAUGUAAAAGAAGCGCUGUGUUUAUAGGUUAGCGGGCGACGUGUAGGGCGACGCGUGGACUCUCCGCGCACUUCGGCUCUUUCACAACCAGUUCCUUCUUUUUUUCUGUAGAGGCCAGAGGAUCUUCUAUCAUCACUUCCGGUUGAACCAACCUUACCUGUAAAAGACUUGUCUCGUUGUACUGCAAGUAUUUUAGAAAAUACCACAUAUAUAAUAAUGUGUAUACGCAGCCAGUGUGGACGUGCUCUGUGUGUGUUUUCCAUUCUACUGUAAAUCCAGCUUAAACAACACAUUGGUAUGAUCCUCUAUGUGGCGCUGUAGAGAUACUACGCUAGUACAAAAAAAAAAAAGUGAUCCAGCAUGAGAUCAAUAAAGAAAACUGCUGUCGUUUGUGAUCCAUCUA